This is a messenger RNA of Schistocerca americana (American grasshopper), 886 nucleotides long. RefSeq lists its product as uncharacterized. Gene Ontology annotation, biological process: mitochondrial electron transport, cytochrome c to oxygen. The transcript has 5 exons. Bases 1 to 726 code for a protein of 241 amino acids. The record is from RefSeq and is a predicted model, not a curated record. NCBI's taxonomy places the organism in Eukaryota, Metazoa, Arthropoda, Insecta, Orthoptera, Acrididae. Gene Ontology annotation, cellular component: mitochondrial envelope.
AUGUUCGUAAUUUAUGAGCAACAUAAAUUGGGCCUACCGAAUAGUAUUAUACUGAUUGAUGCAGAAGAAGUGAAAAGUGAGCCACAUUUUCAAGGAUCAAUAGAACACUUUUGUCUUGGUAGACUGAUGCGACAGCUGUACAUUUGCCCUAGAUACAGUGUUAAGAGAUGGAGGAGGCAUAUGGGGACAUGUGUGCUUCUGCUGGGAAUCUCCAUAGUGUCUAUACUCUUUGGUGGAGGCUCCACCAAAGUGUAUGUUUGGUUGUCAGGUCAUCUGUGGUGUGAAUAUUCUUUACCUACAAACUUCGAUUGUAGAGGUCUAGAGGAAGUUCUGUACCUUUGCCAGCGGUCGUCGGUUGCGAAAAUGGCUCUUCUAAGCAGCAGGAUUUUCUUUAAUUCUCACCGGCCUCUGUCUGUUUCUGCUGCAAGAUUAGCAGACAAAAUGAUGGCAGACCCGAUUGAACAUGCUACAGGGAAAGAGAAGCGGGAGCUCCUGGCCCAGCUAGCAGGAAAUGACGAUCCUUACCAUUCGAAGGCAAUAAAGAGAAUGUCAACAUCAUCAAAAGCGAACCCUAACCCUGUUCCAUCUGCGUUUGAUUCACGUAUUGUUGGCUGCAUAUGUGAAGAAGAUGCUACCCACAUUAAAUGGAUGUGGGUGUACAAAGGAAUUCCAACACGGUGCGCUUGUGGCCAUUGGUUUCAGCUUGUAGAGAAACCACCAUUGUAAAUAAUGAUAGUAGGAAGUGUUGGACAUAGUUUACUUAUUUUCCUUGGAUGUUUUGAAGUGGUGCAUCACUAGGUGUAUUAUUGAAUAAAGUUGCCUUUCAUUUCAGAAGGAUGCUGUAUAGAUUAUUAUGUAAAUAAUACAAAUAAAAAGUGUGAAGUCA